CAAACUCUAUUCCACCCCAAAACAAAACCACUGUAAGUGUUAUAUAAUUAAGAAACAGUUGAACAGUAAAUGUCGAACUCUGUUUUCUUUACAUGAACAUUAAAGAAGCAUGAGUAACUUUUCAUCCCUUUGGAGCAAAACAGGGAUUGUGUUUAAACGAACAGUCCCCAACUUCUUCAACGUUAUAAACUCCUCAAAAGAAACGCUUAUAGGUACAUACAGAUAGAAAUGCAGUAGGGAGAAUGGUUCAAGCUUAGACUACAACUCAUUAGGCAUGAUAUGAAAGCAUCAUAGGGAAUGUUCAUCAUCUCCUGACAUAUCAGGCAGUACAGCCACAAUUAGCCAGCCCAAAAAUGAUCUAGAAAAUGGAGAUUCGAUGCUAAACAACACUUUUAUCAACUGGCUUCAGAACAUCGAUAAAAGUCUUGUCCAUAAGGUAUUGGCAGAUGUUGGGGACAUUCAUGCUAAUGUUCUGCAUUUGCGCUAUCAUAGCAAUAGUGCAGUUAAUAGUAGUGGAAGUAGGCCUAAUGGAAUAUGCAGCCACAGCAACCUUGACAGUAACUGUCAUAGUUUUCUCUAUAGGAGCCAUUUCUGGAGCCCAUGUCAAUCCUGCAGUCACAAUUGCUUUUGCAACUAUUCCACUCCAUAUAUUGGCACAAAUUGUGGGAUCUGCUAUAGCAACAUAUAUUGCAAGAGUAGUAUAUGGCAUAAGAUCAGAGAUUGUGAUGACAAAACCACUGCAAGGAUGUACUGCGACUUUCUAGGUGGAGCUUAUUGCAACUUUCAUCAUUCUUUUCCUCACUGCAUCCUUGUCAAAUGACCAUCAAUCAGUAAGAUUCUGUCUCUUAAGUCAUUUUGAGUUCGACUGUUUGUAGCCCACACUUAUCUUGUGACCACGGAUACAUAGGAUUUAUAGAGGUACAUCGGACAUUCAUACUUGUAUCAUGUUGCACAUACUAGGAUCUUAGAUUUAGAGUCCAUCGACUUAUAUUUUGACUAUGUAGUACCCGUGAAGCACAGACUCCUCCUGGGCGGGGCACCCUUGUACAACGACACGUAUUGGACAUCGACACUCAAGAUACAUGUUAGACAGCUAUGUGGAGUAUCCUUUAUUCAUAUACAUUUUUAGAUUUUCUCUAUGUCUCUUCAACGUGUAUCAGACUUGUCAUCUCAUCAUAUUCUACAUUUAAUGUAGUGCUAAUACUCGAGUAGGCAUAUA
Molecule: messenger RNA, 1219 nt
Organism: Olea europaea var. sylvestris
Lineage: Eukaryota; Viridiplantae; Streptophyta; Magnoliopsida; Lamiales; Oleaceae
Exons: 3
Coding region: 377-820 (147 amino acids)
Source: RefSeq, a predicted model, not a curated record